Arachis duranensis is the source of this 639-nucleotide messenger RNA. RefSeq lists its product as uncharacterized. NCBI's taxonomy places the organism in Eukaryota, Viridiplantae, Streptophyta, Magnoliopsida, Fabales, Fabaceae. The transcript has a single exon. The record is from RefSeq and is a predicted model, not a curated record. The coding region runs from base 1 to 639 and encodes 212 amino acids.
AUGAAAUACGAUAGGACCAAAGAUCCUCAGGAACACCUAACGGCCUUCGAGGCCAGGAUGAACCUGGAAGGAGCUGCCGAUGCGGUCCAAUGCAGGGCCUUCCCAGUAACCUUAGCCGACCCCACAAUCAAGUGGUUCAACGCCCUCCCGAACGGCUUCAUAGCCAGUUUUCACGAUAUCUCCAGAAAGUUUAUGACUCAAUUCACCACCGGAAUCACCAAAGCCAAGCACCCCAUCAGCUUAUUCGGAAUCACCCAGGGACAAGACGAAUCUACAAUGAAGUAUCUCGAUAUGUUCAACGAUGAGUGCCUCACGAUCGACAAGCUCACAGACUCGGUCGUCAGUCUCUGCUUGACCAAUAGCCUCUUAAACGAAGACAUCCGAAAAUACCUCACUACCAAGACGGUUUGGACUAUGCACGAAAUUCAAAGCAUCGCAAGGGAAUACAUAAACAGUGAAGGUGAGCCAAGUCGUGGCCGUAACAAACGACAGCAUGGCAACACGGCACCUCGCAAUAACUCGCCGCCAAAAGAAACCCAGAAAGAACACUCCAAACCAGCAAACACCAACCAACCAAGCAGGGUGGGAAAUUUUUCAAGCUACACCCCUUGCCCGCUCCCUGAUAAACCCCGUUUUUAG